Staurois parvus is the source of this 2583-nucleotide messenger RNA. Lineage: Eukaryota; Metazoa; Chordata; Amphibia; Anura; Ranidae. The record is from the annotation of a GenBank genome assembly.
AUGCAGUCCGAUGACCUCUUUGUCCGUAAACUGCGCCAACCACCAUCCCAAUCAUCCCCUCACAAGAGUCCUCGUGAGGUUAAGUCUCUAAUUACCUCAGGAAAUAGCAGACAUAACGGUGGGGCACGGUCCCAUUCAGAGUCAGAGUACAACCCUCGGGAUAAAGGAACUGGAAGCCCGUCUGCCCCACGUUUUAAAGAUCCUUUCAUACUGCUUGGGCUGGCAGGAAACAGCCAAGGGCCAGUGGCCCUGGAGGUAAAAGAAAAACCACCUGAAGGAGAUCCUGUAACCCCACGUCCUAAAAGUUUUGCUCAUCAUGACAUUCAGAGUAUAUUGUUUGAUCCCUUCAAAAGGAGAGAAUCUGAAGGAAGAAAGAAUGUAAGAAGUGGUGCUUCUGCUGCCUCUCAGCUCAAAGCUUGCACUUCAUCACCCAGGAGAUCUUUGUCAUCCCCUGAAGAUCCAGGUGAUUCUGGUGAUGGAAAAGACAGUGAGCUAUUACUUAGCUGCCCAUAUUUCCGCAAUGAAGUUGGAGGAGAAGAGAAAGAAGGCCAAAAAGAUCAAGGAUGGGACUUUUGUUCUCUUUUUUCAUUCAAUUCACCACUUAUCAAUUGUCCAGUCAGGGGACCCAAUGCAGCUGUUUCUGUGUUGGAAGAAGCUAGAGAAAGGUUGAGAGAUUGCAGUUACUUUGUUGAAUAUCAAGAUCUGGGUGCACUAUAUUAUCGAAAGUAUUUUUAUGGCAAAGAACAUCAGAAUUUUUUUGGGGUUGAUGAGAGACUCGGGCCUGUGGCCAUAAGUUUGAGACGAGAUGAAAGAGAUGGCGUACAAGGCAUACAGUAUAACUAUAGAAUUAUAUUUCGAACAACUGAGUUGAAGACACUUCGUGGUUCAAUUCUAGAGGAAGCCUUUCCUUCAUCCAUCCGCUCUAGCUCUUCCAGAGCUAUAUCCCCAAAAAAACUUUUGGAAUACAUUGUACCAGAAGUGAACUUGCAAUGUCUGCGCUUAGCAUCCAACUCUCCCAAAGUGCCGGAAACUCUGCUAAAACUGGAUGAACAGGGGCUUAGUUUUCAGAGAAAAAUUGGAGUUCUGUACUGUAAGAGUGGACAAGCUACUGAAGAAGAAAUGUAUAACAAUGAGACAGCUGGACCAGCUUUUAAGGAAUUUUUGAACCUUCUAGGGGAUGAAGUCAAACUGAAGGGGUUUGAGAAAUAUCGUGCACAGCUGGACAAUAAAACUGACAGUACGGGUACUCACUCUCUCUAUACUCGUUACCAAGAUUAUGAGAUCAUGUUUCAUGUAUCAACAAUGCUUCCGUUUACUGCAAGCAACAGUCAACAGCUUCUUCGGAAGAGGCAUAUUGGUAAUGACAUUGUGACAAUUGUUUUCCAAGAACCAGGUGCCCUCCCCUUCACUCCACAGACCAUACGCUCCCAUUUUCAGCAUGUAUUUAUUGUGGUGAGAACUCACAAUCCAUGUACUGAUCACACCAUCUACAGUGUUGCUGUGACUCGUACGGCUGACACACCACCUUUUGGACCGCCUUUGCCUCCAACUUUGUUCCGUAGGUCACCUGAACUUAGAGAUUUUCUUCUCUCCAAAGCCAUAAAUGGUGAAAAUGCAGCUGAGCGUGGUGGCAAGUUUUUGGCGAUGGCCACACGAACAAGAGAAGAGUACUUAAGAGACUUGGCUCGUGAUCAUGUCACCACAACUACUUUGGAUUCUUGCUCCUCCAAAUUAGCCAUCUUGGGCCUUUCUAAGAAAAGGGACAGAGCUGGUAGCACAGGCCCUGGAGAUAAAAGCGGGAAAGGAACUCGCUGGGCAUACAGUGUUCCUCCUGAAUUCCACAGUUCUGGCGCUCUUGUGUGGACAGUUAAAGCAACAAGUGUGUGUAUUCCUGAAGGUACCUAUAUGCUGGGAAUAUCCUCUGAGAUGGUAGUUUUAGUAGAUCCAAAAAAGGAGCGCGAGGGAACUGUAUGCUUCCACUGCUCAUGCCGUGAUGUACUUGGGUGGACAUACUGCAACAAAGGGGGACUGGACCUUUACUAUGGACGGGCAGGAAGACUGUCUCUGUGGCCAGUUGCUAACAGUGAAAGUGAGGUGGAAGCAGAAGUAAGCCACAUUGUCAAGAGGCUGCAGGUUGUGUCAGGCGGCUGUGAGACUCGUGAAAUCCCAUUGCUAAGAAAUGGUCUUGGGCAGCUUGGCUUCAACGCAGAUUCAGGGGGGUUUGUAACUGAAGUAGAGAGAUUUAGCAUGGCUGAAACUGUAGGACUUUGUCCUGGGGCAAGGUUGGUAGCCAUCUGUGGUCAACCAUUUUGCUCAUUGACCCCCGAGGAUGUUCGUACACUGUUUAUUCGUGCAAAGAAGGUAACUGUGACGACUCUGCCUUCAGAUGAAGCUGGGAAGCCUCGCAGGAGUUUCUCUGAGUUGUAUGUGAGGUCUCUGCAAGAACAGAGAAUCAUGAGGCCAUCAGAAGGAGACGCUGAAGAGAAGGAAGAAAUUAUUCCAAGAAAAACAGAUUCUGCUCCAGCAGCUCAGAACAUUCUUCGGACCCUCUCUGUACAGGAGGAAAGGACUGACUUUAGGUAG